Messenger RNA from Maylandia zebra (zebra mbuna), 3933 nucleotides. RefSeq names its product testis associated actin remodelling kinase 2 (gene tesk2). The record is from RefSeq and is a predicted model, not a curated record. Gene Ontology annotation, biological process: protein phosphorylation; actin cytoskeleton organization. Gene Ontology annotation, molecular function: protein serine/threonine kinase activity; ATP binding. NCBI's taxonomy places the organism in Eukaryota, Metazoa, Chordata, Actinopteri, Cichliformes, Cichlidae. Gene Ontology annotation, cellular component: cytoplasm; nucleus.
GGGAGUUACUUGGAUGAGAGACGAAAGACGACGGAGCUGUCAAACACCAACAAUCGACUGAAAUAUUAUCCCGGGCGGUACAAAAACACGGUCAUUUGGUCAUUUGUGGAUACAAGGACAACAUAAGCAGUCUCUGAAUUGAUUGUGACACUUGAGCCUUUGGGAAUUUGGACUUUUCAAUCGUCGCGACGAGAAACUUCUUGUUUGUGUGUGUUUGCAGGAUCCAGGGGCUAAUGUCUGUUAGCUCUCUGCUCAGCUCCAGUUUUGUUGACAAACUAGCCCGUCCGCUAGUCACGAAGCUAGCCUCGGUCCCAACCCUGCUGUUUUGGCGUUAAUUGGACGUUUUCUUCAAAUGGCACCUGGUAAAAGACACGAAAACGAGUUUGCACUGUUACUGCAAACACCUCUAUGAAAUAAAAACAGUGCCUGUCCCCUCGGUUUGUUCCAUUAUUUCAAAACUCUGAAGAAUGAGAGGUCUCCAGGGAUACAACAUACCUCUGUCAAACAUGUGAAAUCCUUAUUUGGGUGAAGUUCUCAGUUACAAGCAGUGAUGAUUUGGAUUACUUGGAAAAUUCUUGGGUUCAGAUUCAGAAACAGAAGUCUAUGUGUGUGAUAUAUUUUCUCCCGCAACACAAACUGUGCAAAUACUGUUCUGCCGUGAAACCCUCGGCUCCGCGAAAACCAACCAGUCCACUUGUCAUGCGGGUACAUUACAGAAAAACACCCAUAAUACCCUCACUGGUACCACCGUCAUUCACGUCACCAUGGAACGGAAUAAACGCAACUCCAUUGCUGGGUUUCCUACACGACCUGAACGCCUCAAUGAGGACAGAGAUGAUAUCGGAGGGGUAGGAGUGUGUGAGAUGGGAAUGGCUCCACCUUUGCAGGUGUCUUCCCCAUCAUCCUACCGAGCCCUCAUCAGUGCCUUCUCCUGUCUUACACGCCUUGAUGACUUCUCCCGCGAGUGGAUUGGCUCAGGAUUUUUCUCUGAUGUAUUCAGGGUACGUCAUCGAGCUUCAGACCAAGUUAUGGCUCUGAAGAUGAACAAGCUCAGCAGUAACAGGGCUAAUAUGUUGAGAGAAGUCCAGCUAAUGAACCGGCUUAAUCAUCCAAACAUACUCAGGUUUAAAGGAGUUUGUGUCCAUGAGGGCCAGCUUCAUGCUCUCACAGAGUACAUCAAUGGUGGGAACCUGGAGCAACUUCUGGACAGCAACAAACACCUGAGCUGGCCAACCAGGGUGAAAUUAGCCUGUGAUAUCGCCAGCGGUCUGGCCUACUUGCACUCUAAAGGCAUAUUCCACCGGGACCUCACCUCCAAGAACUGCCUGAUCAAGAGUGAUGACGGCAUGUACACAGCAGUGGUGGGAGACUUUGGCCUGGCAGAAAAGAUCCCUACCAAUCUCGCUGAAGGAGAGAAGCUUUCAGUGGUUGGGUCUCCUUUCUGGAUGGCUCCGGAGGUGCUGAGAGAUGAACCCUACAAUGAGAAGGCCGACGUGUUCUCCUAUGGAAUAAUCCUGUGUGAAAUCAUCGCAAGGAUUCAGGCCGACCCCGACUUUCUUCCCCGCACAGAGAACUUCGGCCUGGACUAUCACACAUUCCAGCACAUGGUUGGAGACUGUCCGCCUGACUUCCUCCAGCUGGCCUUUAACUGCUGCAAUAUGGAUCCUAAACUCCGUCCAUCCUUCUCAGACCUCGUCAGGCACCUCGAGGAGAUUUUCGCACGCCUUAAAGUUGAAGAUAUGGAGCACGAGUGUGUCCUGCUCACUGGGGACAAUGACAAGAAAACCAUAGCCAAAGGGGAGAAGAUCCAAGGCUUCAAGCGAGGGAAUCCUCUUGGUUUCCAGAACGAUAAAAUCCCUCCUAAAUCACCCCGCCCCAGACGAAACAUCUGGCUCAGCCGCAGCCAAUCGGACGUCUUCUCCUGCAAGCCAGGAAGAAAAGUCAAUGUCCAGGACCCUUACUAUAACCCCCCUACUGCCAAGAGAGCCUCCAAAGCCCGCAAGAUCAACCCUUUUACAGCCCGAGAAGAUCUGUGCGGGGGGAAGAUUAAGUUUUACGAUGUGCCCAGCAAGUCUGUCUUCUCCCUGGUGUUUGACCUCCACUCGCCACCUGGAAGUGUGUUCAGUAACCAACCAUGUGCUCUCGGGCCCGGAAGAGCCCAACAAGAGGCGUCUUAUUACUGGCAGCAGCUGCCGGGAAGACAGUGUCACUCCUUACCGGUAUCGCCCCAGCUUCCUCGCUCUGAGAUCUUCCACCUCGCCGCUGCUGUUAGCACCAACAACGGUUCUGUUAACUGUAACUCCAGUCAGCUGUCCACAACUCUUCUAGGUACUAACUCACGGUCUGAUGCAGGCCAAAUGGGAAAUGACAUCCGGCAAAAGGUGGCGCUGAGCAGCUGGACGAAGAAAUAUGUCGUGGUUGAAAUCCCACCCUACUGCGGGCAGAGAAGAGGGGAGGACGACGGGGAGGUAGAGGGAAGUAAGGAGGACUCGUUAAGGGAGAGCUGGUCUCCGAUGAUCCCCAGCAGUGAGAGAGACAGUGGAGAGGCCAUGGACUGCUCGAGCAGCCCGGAGGACGAGCAGGAAUGGGAACGGGGGACAAACACAUGCCCAAUGUAAUGCACCCGCGCAAAAUGCGUCAACACACUGAGGUGGUGGAAAAGAAAGUGGGGAGGACUCUGACUCCACAGAGGCAGCCGAAAACGGCUUUUAAAAGUAGACUGGACACAUUUCAAAUUUUUUUGGAGAAUAAAAGAUAAAAGGAAAAAUCACUUGAUUGUGAUCUUUCAAGUGAAUGUAUCACCUGUUGACUCAAUCAAGCACACUUGAUUUGGAUAAAUAAUUAUUGUUCAAAGUUUCCACCCAGGUGUGAAAGUCAGCAAUAGCACAAAAAGCUUUUUAUCAACACAACGGACCCUCUGCAUAGAGAUUAUUUUUCUGAAAAGGUUGUUUGUAUUUAAUAUUGUGAGAUGUAGAUUUUUUUCUUUUUCCUCUAGUCAGUGUUUUGUCUAUGAGGAGAGGUAUUGAAGAGCCAUUGUGUUGUGUUUAGGUUUUGAUACUUUUUGUGUUCAUUGAGAAACAAAUGCUUAUACUGAAUCAAAAACCCCCGCAUCAGAUUUACAAGACCGUACGCUGAUAUUCAGAUGAGAACGUGCCUAAAAGCACUCACGAGACCGAUGUUUAAUCUCUCCCCCAGGAGAAAAAGGGUGACAGAGUUAAGGGUUUGUCAGUGAUUUCUCUGUGAAAUUGGGAAAAGGGUGGUUCCUCACUGCUCAUUCCUGCCAAUUUAAAAAAACAACCUGGUGUCAGGCGACUGAAAUCUUUCAGGAACAUUUCUUGUUCUUUUGACAUUUUUUAGCCCGCUAACUUUAAAGUACAGAAAAAAGAGGAGAGAUAAACUAGUCAAACGAAAGCCAGCCAGUCUAAGCAUUUUUUAUUUCUACCCUCUGUAGGCAAACAUAGAUAUUGUAAUAAAUGUCUUGUACAUCUGUCAGGCCAGAUUUCCAAAACAGUCCCUCCAAAAAAGAAGCAAGCCAAAACACAGGUUAUUUACUUGGAUGUGUUCCAACUCAAGACAAGUUUAAAGCCACACGAUGCAAAUUUUAAAGAGCAAAACUUAAAUAAAAAGCCAAAUCUGAGAUCAUACCACGACAAAGGCUGAAAAUCCUUCCACGCUAUGCACUGAAUUAUCCCUGGAUUCAGAAGGAUAUCUGGAUCUAGCUUCAUAUACAUCUCAAAAAUAUAUCACAACUCUGUCUCCCAGUUUUGAUCAUGUAAAGUUUUGAUGCAAAGUUUCCAGUUUUUCGCCAUCUCUCGCUGGUGAUAAAUCCUUCCAAAAAUUCCCGCAUCUAGAUUUGUACGUACUCCAAAAAUUUAUCACUUCUGAGUUUGCCAAGUCUCACCACUGAUUUAAAAAAAAAAAAAAAAAAAAAAA